Molecule: messenger RNA, 2205 nt
Organism: Ilyonectria robusta
Lineage: Eukaryota; Fungi; Ascomycota; Sordariomycetes; Hypocreales; Nectriaceae
Product: major facilitator superfamily domain-containing protein
Exons: 8
Coding region: 1-2205 (734 amino acids)
Biological process (GO): transmembrane transport
Molecular function (GO): transmembrane transporter activity
Source: RefSeq, a predicted model, not a curated record
AUGGCAUCACCAAGCACAGACAAACAACGAGCAGAGCCUCAGCCAAUUUUUACCGAUGAAAAGGCGGACCGUGGUUCGUCUUCCCCGACCCUCUACGACGAGGACGAAAAUGACAACGCAACAAGCCCGGUGGAUACCGUGCCAAAAGAUGGUGCCGAGGAAUAUGUGUCUGGGUGGAAGCUAAUCAGCUUGAUGAUUUCCAUUACGAUGGCAGCGUUUCUGAUGCUUUUGGACAUGUCUAUUAUUACCACGGCCAUCCCUCGCAUCACUGAACAGUUCCAUUCGUUGGAUGACAUUGGCUGGUAUGGUGCAUCAUACAAUCUCGCUAGUGCUGCGCUUCAGCCUCUCUCUGGCAAGUUAUAUACCUACUUCAAGUCGAAGUGGCUUUUCUUGGGCUUCCUCUUUAUAUUUGAGGUUGGAUGUCUUAUUUGCGGAGUUGCAACCUCGUCUAUCAUGUUGAUCAUUGGCCGAACUGUUGCAGGAAUGGGAUCUUCCGGUAUCCAGAAUGGAGCGUUCACUAUAAUCGCUGCCUCGACGCCGCUGGAGAAGCGACCUGCUCUGGUGGGCGUGUUAAUGGCUGGUGCUCAGCUUGGACUUGUUAUCGGGCCGUUGGUUGGCGGAGCUCUGACGGAGUACACAACCUGGCGAUGGUGCUUUUACAUCAACCUCCCCAUCGGAGCCCUGUGCACCGUCUUGAUUCUGCUAGUCGAUGUCCCCGAUCGUGUCGUUCAUACAGAUGAGCCCAUCAUCAAGACUUUGAGGACAAAGCUCGAUCUGACAGGCUUCGUCAUCUUCGCCCCUUGCACCAUCAUGUUUCUCCUAGCCCUCCAGUGGGGCGGUCUCGACUACUCGUGGGAUUCAGCGACAGUCAUUGGACUAUUCUGUGGCGGCGGUGCGACUCUCUUCAUCUUCAUUCUCUGGGAAUACCGCGUUGGUGAUGGCGCCAUGAUUCCUCUUCCUGUUGUUCGAAAGAGAGAAGUCUGGACUUCAUGCUUAACCAUGAUGUUCCUCUUCACCUCUGUCUUCGUGGCCUCAUACUACCUCCCCAUCUAUUUCCAGUCCGUCAAGGGGGAUACGCCUUUCCAGAGCGGCGUCAACCUACUUCCCAGCAUUCUCAGCCAGAUCGUGGCUGCGGUCUUCAUUGGUGUUAUUGGUAGCGCGGCGGUCCUCGCGAUUGCAAGUGGUCUUCUCACGACCCUUUCGCCACACACAUCAACCGCCAAGUGGGCAGGAUUCCAGGUUCUCCUAGGAUUUGGUCGAGGCAUCGGAAUGCAGAUGCCCAUAAUCGCAAUUCAAGCUUCCACGCCCCCUGCACUGACCUCCAUUGCCACGGCGGUUCUUGUCUUUUCCCAGACCUUCGGAGGGGCGGUGUUUGUCUCCAUCGCGAACGUCAUUUUCAACAACAAACUCAAGGGUGAACUUACAGCUCGCCUUCCACACAUUGAUGCCAAUAUGAUCAUUGAGGCUGGUGCUACGGCGGCCCUGGCGGCCUAUGCGAAGGGCGUAGAUUUUGUAUUCUACCUUUCCGUGGCCGCAGGGUGUGCCAUGUUCCUGACCUCCUGGGGCAUGGGGUGGAAGGAUAUUCGGAAGAAGGAUUAUCCACUUCGAGAUAAUAUGAAUCGGCCUCGAAAUCGCCAACAAAAACCUCCGCGGCAGAACCAACGUGGCCCGCCUCGUGGAGGCAGAGGCGCCCCAUCAACUCCUCAGCAGGCUACCGGCACAGUUCCAACGGUCCAGCAAGUCGUACCCGGCGCGUGCGUCUUCAUAAUCCUAAAGGAAGACCAGCCAACAGGCGAGGAAACGAAGGGCAUCGUGCAGGACCUCCUCACAAGGGGAAACCACCCGCGCGGAAUCAAGGUGCGACUUCAGGAUGGCCAGGUGGGACGGGUGCAGCGGAUGGGCGAGGGGAGCGCACCUACGGCGAGAAGUGCUCCCGCAACGGCAGGGAGUGCUGGACCUGCGGCAUCAUCUUCGAGGUUUUCAAACAGGUAUACGGAUGUGAGGUACGACGAGGAAUUUCCUGAGUGUCCGCCACCAAGGGGUUUGGCGGAUUUCAUGCCAGAGUUGGAUUCGCCACCACGAGCUUCACCUGGAGGCGGAGAUGUUGCGUCUAGUGUGGUGACGGUAAAUUGUCCGUUCUGUGAAGAGUUUGAAGGAGACGAAGUCGCGACUACCCACCAUAUCGAACAGAAGCACUUGACGUGA